UAUAAUUUGAUUUUUCUAAAACUGUGCUGGCACAAUAGUUCUAAAUAUUUGUAAUAUUCAAAUUAGUAUGAGCAAUGAAUAUCUGAUAAAUGAUACCCGACAUGAAUCAACGCCCGACCCAAUUACUGACAAACCGAGCCAACUACCAGACUCCCCUCCAAAAAGCAUGAAUCAUGGCGAUGAUAGCAGCAAUGAAGGAGAUGAUAGUUCCCAGACGCCAGAAUUUAAUAAUAAGAGAAUUAUUUUACAGAGAUUCACUGUAUACAAUUCCUUAACCACGAUGUAUAUAGUGGGAAGUAAUGCCAAGGAGACAUUAUUUAGAAUUCUUGAAAUUAGUAAGGAUCCCCAAAAUGAAGUUGAGUUAAUGAUAAUUGAAGAUAAGAGUUAUUUUUAUACAAGAAAAGAUAUCGUUGAAUUGUUAAAUGGAUUAGAUGAAUCUAUAGAGGGUGGUAUUCACAAAAUAGCUCAUGGUUAUGGCUUAUUAGGAUAUAUUAGAUUCACAAAAGGCUAUUAUCUUAGCAUCAUUACCAAGUGUAGCCAAGUUGCAAUACUUGGUGGCCAUAUAAUAUAUCAUAUAGAUGAGACAAAGUUAAUACCUUUAGAGAUUAAUUAUCAACGACCACCUAAAUAUAGUGAUGAAGAAAGAUUGCUAUCUAUCUUUAAAUACUUGGAUCUAGGUAAGACUUUCUACUUCAGCUAUGCAUAUGAUGUGACCAAUUCAUUACAGACUAAUUUUAUGAGAUAUAAACAGGCUGCAACUGAAUAUAAAUCUAAUGAAUCCACAGGAAAUGAAAAUGAAAACUUUAGGACUUUUGAACAUAAUGAAAGAUUUGUAUGGAACAAUGUGCUCCUAAAACCAGUCCUCGCAAAUCCAGAUAUUGCUAUUUUUGAAUGGUUUCAACCCAUUAUCCAUGGAUUUAUAGAUCAGGCAAAAAUUUCUGAUUAUGGGAAGAGUUUUUAUAUUACUAUUAUUGCUAGAAGGUCUCAUCAUUUUGCUGGAGCUAGAUUUUUAAAGAGAGGUGUUAACGACAAAGGAAAUGUUGCAAAUGAAAUUGAAACAGAGCAAAUUGUUUCAGAUAUGCUACUAUCGUCUUUUCAUGAUCCAAAGUAUGGAUUCUAUAACAGUCCAAGAUAUUCAAGCUUUGUUCAACACAGAGGUUCAAUUCCAUUAUAUUGGACACAAGAUUUGAACAAAUUACCUAAACCUCCAAUAGAAAUUAAUUUGUCAGACCCGUUUUACCAAAGUUCAGCAAUUCACUUCAACAAUUUAUUUAAGAGGUACGGACUGCCAGUAGUAAUUCUAAAUUUAAUCAAGCAAAAGGAAAGACAGCCAAGAGAACUGAAACUAAAUCAGCAUUUUGUCAAUUGCAUCAAAUACUUAAAUCAGUUCCUACCUAUCAAGAAUAAACUUAGGUAUUAUAGCUUUGAUAUGUCCAAAAAUUCCAAGAAAAACUUGGAUGUGAUUACUCCUUUACAGUCUAUAGCAGCCGAAUCUCUUAAAGAUAUCGGUUUUUUUCAUAAUGGUUAUGAUUUAAAGCACACAAAGCUUCAGACCGGAAUUAUAAGAACUAAUUGUAUUGAUUGCUUAGAUAGAACUAAUGCUGCCCAAUUUAUAAUUUGCAAAGAGGCACUCACGUAUCAAUUAAGAAGCUUAGGCUUGAUAUCGGCGAAUAAAACGUUAGAGUAUGAUUCAGAUUUGAUAAACAUUUUAACUGAAAUUUUUCAUGAUCAUGGUGAUACGAUUGCUGUUCAAUAUGGUGGUUCAAAUUUGGUUAAUACGAUGGACUCAUACAGACGUAUCAAUCAGUGGUCUUCUCAUACAAGAGAUAUAUUAAAUAGUGUUAAAAGAAUAUACUCGAAUUCAUUCAUGGAUCUGAUAAGACAAGAAGCAAUCAACCUAUUUUUGGGUAAUUAUGUAUAUUCACCCACCAAGCCCAAACUUUGGGAAUUACAGAAUGAUUUUUAUUUGCAUAAUGAUAUGGAAAUAGCAGACAUCAGAAGAAAGAUCAGUUACAUACAAUGGUUCAAUGAUAAAUAUCUAUCUUCCGAAAGAUAUAAAUAUAAUUCUUCGCUGGUCUAUCUGUCAAAAUAUUGGGAUGAAAAUUGGAGGCUUGAUCCCUUUCCAGAUUAUAAUGACAAUUGGUUUAAUGAAUGCUAUGUUCCCAGAAAAUUCACAUCGUUUACAGAAGUAUUGCAGUAUAAGAUGAAUUCUAACGCGAGAUACUUCCCUACAAAUUUAAGUCUUGAAUCAUUUGACUAUAGUCCUUAUGAGCCAAGGAUUCCGAAGAAUUCAGAGGAGCCAAUAGUUGAAGACAUAAAAAGUGGAGAAAUCAAUUUGAGAUAUUUGGAUAGUUGUGCCACUGAAGAAUUACAGAAAGGAAAAGAUGAUCUCUACUCCACAGAUAAAAAUGCUAAUAAAAACAGAAGCAAUUAUUUAAGAAUAACCAGGCCAGAUAAGAUCAAAAGCUUUCUUUCAAAAAAGAUUGAGAAAUUUGCUUAUAAUGGAAAUCGAAUGAUCGAUUCCAUAUUUGAUUGCUUUUCAGAAUCCGAAGAGAAUUUUUAUAAACCUACUGUCAGCCAAUCUGAUAAAAACCUUUACAAAUCACAGUUAAAUUUCCACCACGAAUUGAAUUGUGUUGUGCCAGCAUAUAAGUCUAGCUUUUCAACAAAUUCUCUCAAUUUUCAGCCAAGUGAAAAAGAUGUUGAAAUCUAUAACUUUUAUUGUGAGCUAAUUUCUAACUCAUCAUAUCAUAGAUCUUCUGAAUAUAGUACAUCUAUGAGUAUCAAUCAAUUGCAAUAUCCUGAUGAACAUGAUUUAAAAAUUUAUUCUCAAUAUUUAGGUGUUGAUGAUGAAAAACUUAUUUCUUUAAAUACUGAAGAUAAUUACUUCACAUAA
Messenger RNA from Scheffersomyces amazonensis, 2896 nucleotides. RefSeq names its product phosphatidylinositol-3,5-bisphosphate 5-phosphatase. Bases 68 to 2896 code for a protein of 942 amino acids. The transcript is spliced from 2 exons. Gene Ontology annotation, biological process: phosphatidylinositol dephosphorylation. Lineage: Eukaryota; Fungi; Ascomycota; Pichiomycetes; Serinales; Debaryomycetaceae. Gene Ontology annotation, molecular function: phosphatidylinositol-3,5-bisphosphate 5-phosphatase activity. The record is from RefSeq and is a predicted model, not a curated record. Gene Ontology annotation, cellular component: intracellular membrane-bounded organelle.